Messenger RNA from Canis lupus familiaris (dog), 1750 nucleotides. Its product is annotated as olfactory receptor 2T29-like. Gene Ontology annotation, biological process: G protein-coupled receptor signaling pathway. The record is from RefSeq and is a predicted model, not a curated record. The coding region runs from base 470 to 1432 and encodes 320 amino acids. The transcript is spliced from 3 exons. Gene Ontology annotation, molecular function: G protein-coupled receptor activity; olfactory receptor activity. Lineage: Eukaryota; Metazoa; Chordata; Mammalia; Carnivora; Canidae. Gene Ontology annotation, cellular component: membrane.
CACACUUACUCUAACAUAUUUGAAAAUGGAAUCUCAAUUGCCAAUUACUGAUGAAAUAAUAUAAUGAAAAAAAAGAAAUAAUAUAAUGAAUAUUAUUUCUAUACAAUUGAAUAAUGUGUAUUUGUAAGGCUGUGAUUUUGCAUAAGACAAGGGACUAUAUUUAACUUGAGGAAGAUUAUUUAGGGUAGUUAGAACACUGAAACAAAUAUCUUAAUCAUACUUAUGUUUCUUUGUUUAAACUUACAAUCUGUGACCUAAAAUCCAAAUUGUAAACUAUUGAGAGAGGACAAUACCCCAAUAUAAGGCAGAGUUAGAGAAUGUUGGUCCCACUCCUGCUGAGGUAGAGCUCAUCCUCAGAGUCUAAUGGAAACUCAGCCUCUCAGCAGCAAGAUACAGGACUCAACAAUGGAAGAAUCCCAUGACUGACCAUUAAUCCCAAAGCUCUUCUCAGUGGUAUAAGUGAAACCUUAUGAAAAACAUGAACUGGAUGGCCAAUUACACUGGAGAGUCUGAUUUCAUCCUGGUGGGAAUCUUCAGUCAAUCAAAUCACCCAGCUCUCCUGUGUGUGGUCAUUUUUGUAGUUUUCUUGAUGGCUUUAACUGGGAAUGCUGUCCUGAUUCUUCUGAUACAUUUUGAUGCUCACCUCCACACUCCUAUGUACUUUUUCAUCAGCCAGUUGUCUCUCAUGGAUGUAAUGUACAUUUCUAUCACUGUGCCCAAGAUGCUCAUAGACCAGAUCAUGGGUAUAAGUAAUAUAUCAGCCCCUGAGUGUGGAAUGCAAAUGUUUCUCUAUGUGACACUGGCGGGUUCAGAAUGUUUUCUUCUAGCCACCAUGGCCUAUGAUCGCUAUAUGGCCAUCUGCCAUCCUCUUCAUUACCCUGUCCUCAUGAACCACAGAUUGUGUCUUCUACUGGCAUCUGGCUGCUGGUUUCUGGGAUCUGUGGAUGGAUUUAUGCUCACGCCCAUCACUAUGACGUUCCCUUUCUGCAGAUCCCGGGAGAUCCAUCAUUUCUUCUGUGAAGUCCCUGCUGUAAUGAAGCUCUCCUGCUCAGAUACCUCCCUUUAUGAGACAGUCAUGUACCUGUGCUGUGUCCUCAUGCUCCUCAUCCCUGUGACAGUCAUUUCAAGCUCCUAUUAUUUCAUCCUCCUCACCAUCCACAGGAUGAAUUUAGCAGAGGGUCAGAAGAAGGCCUUUGCCACUUGUUCUUCCCAUAUGACUGUGGUCAUUCUCUUCUAUGGGGCUGCUGUCUAUACCUACAUGCUCCCCACCUCCUAUCACACCUCUGAGAAGGACAUGAUUGUAUCUGUCUUUUAUACCAUCCUCACUCCUGGAUUAAAUCCUUUAAUCUACAGUCUCAGGAAUAAGAAUGUCAUGGGAGCACUGAAGAAAAUGUUGAAUGUGGGACCUGUUUUUCAAGAAACUAUAAAAUAGAAACUUUUUAUAUUAAUUAUUUCAUUCUUUUUUUCCAAACAUUAUAACUCCAGAAUCUUUUGCCAGUGAUAUUUCUUAAACUUUCAUCUCAUAAUGCCUCAUAUAAUUUGCAUACCUCUUUUAGGAAUUGCUUCUGUGUACUACAAAGCUCUUUGAUUAGAUACCAUUUCCCCAUUUAAAAUGAAUUUUACUAUCAUAUUGUCCUGACAUUACACUUACUGACAUUGAUUAUUACAUAUUCUGUAGGAGAAUAUACAUACUUAUAGAAAAUACAUUAUGAGAAUAUGGAGUGGUAAAGGUUAUGAGGUGGUAUUAAAU